CAUUCUCCAACAGACUUUAGAGAAGUUUCCAAAAAGUGUUCACAGAGGAUUCCAGCCGCGUCUCUCUGCUGUUCACCCACAUCCAUCUGUGCCUCCUUUAACAACUUGUCCUCUUUCUCCUCGGCUGCUGUCAGAAACGAAAGAAAAUCACCAUGGAGGCCAUCAAGAAGAAAAUGCAGAUGUUGAAAUUGGACAAGGAGAAUGCCAUCGACCGAGCGGAACAGUCAGAAAUAGACAAGAAAGGUGCAGAAGACAAAUGCAAACAGCUGGAAGAGGAGCUCUUGGCCCUGCAGAAGAAGCUGAAGGGUGUAGAGGAUGAAUUGGACAAAUACUCCGAAUCACUGAAAGACGCUCAGGAGAAACUCGAACAGGCAGAGAAGAAAGCCACAGAUGCUGAGGCUGAGGUGGCGUCCCUGAACAGACGUAUCCAGCUAGUUGAGGAGGAGUUAGAUCGUGCCCAGGAAAGACUGGCCACGGCGCUACAGAAACUUGAGGAGGCAGAGAAAGCUGCAGAUGAGAGCGAGAGAGGAAUGAAGGUGAUUGAGAACAGAGCAACAAAAGAUGAGGAGAAGAUGGAGAUCCAGGAGAUGCAGCUGAAGGAGGCCAAACACAUCGCUGAAGAGGCUGACCGCAAAUAUGAGGAGGUGGCGCGUAAGCUGGUAAUCCUUGAGGGUGAACUUGAGCGCUCUGAGGAGCGAGCUGAGGUGGCUGAGGCCAAAUCUGGUGACCUUGAGGAAGAAUUGAAAAAUGUCACCAACAACUUGAAGUCCUUGGAGGCACAGGCUGAGAAGUACUCCACAAAAGAAGACAAAUAUGAAGAGGAAAUCAGAGUACUCACUGACAAACUGAAAGAGGCGGAAACCCGCGCUGAGUUUGCUGAGAGGUCUGUGGCAAAGCUUGAGAAGACCAUUGAUGAUUUAGAAGAUGAGGUGUACGCCCAGAAAUUGAAGGGUAAAGCCCUCAGCGAGGAGCUGGAUCUGGCUCUUAACGACAUGACUACCCUCUAAAAGCCACUUCGUUCACCUCCUUCAUCUUUCCUUUCCUCUCCGUUCUUCUCUGUGGUACUGUCUAUUUGGCACAACUUGGGUUCAUUGAUGAUUCUGUUUGUAUUUUCUCCUUGUGACGCUGAAUCAGAGAUCAGCCAUUUAAUGAUCAGUCUGAUUUGAUGGAGCUCAGACUACAGCUCAUGUUUUGUGUCCUGUCUUUCUGUCCUGAGCUCUCAACAUUGUGCUUUGUUACCAUGACUGUUAGAGAUUCUGACAUGUGUAAAUAGCACAGUGUUGACACUUUCAUUGCAGUGUGUUAUACAUGCUUGACGUGUUCUCCCACUGCUUAACCUUUUCCUGUAAUAAAUGCCAAAAAUGCCUCUUGCUUAAA
Molecule: messenger RNA, 1377 nt
Organism: Xyrauchen texanus (razorback sucker)
Lineage: Eukaryota; Metazoa; Chordata; Actinopteri; Cypriniformes; Catostomidae
Product: tropomyosin beta chain-like
Exons: 9
Coding region: 153-1007 (284 amino acids)
Biological process (GO): muscle contraction; actin filament organization
Cellular component (GO): actin filament
Molecular function (GO): actin filament binding
Source: RefSeq, a predicted model, not a curated record